Molecule: messenger RNA, 2997 nt
Organism: Xiphophorus couchianus (Monterrey platyfish)
Lineage: Eukaryota; Metazoa; Chordata; Actinopteri; Cyprinodontiformes; Poeciliidae
Product: calcium-binding mitochondrial carrier protein Aralar1-like
Exons: 18
Coding region: 178-2229 (683 amino acids)
Biological process (GO): L-glutamate transmembrane transport; malate-aspartate shuttle; aspartate transmembrane transport
Molecular function (GO): L-aspartate transmembrane transporter activity; calcium ion binding; L-glutamate transmembrane transporter activity
Source: RefSeq, a predicted model, not a curated record
CCCGAGUCACAUUUAAUCCGAAAUUGUUCUGUUUUGGUUAUUUUUGUUAUGGUUUGUGCGUUAAGUUUUUUUUUUAUUUUUUUAAACGGUCGCUCCUCACUUUCCUCCUCAGACCUGGGGCUGAGGUGCGUCUGCGCUGCUCGCUCGCUCGCCCACUGCGUGUGACGUCAAACCAGCAUGGCGGUCAAGGUGCAAUCUACCAAACGUGGGGACCCAAAUGAGCUGAAGACCAUUUUCCAGAAGUACGCCAGUGUAGUGGACAAGGAUGGCGAUAGGUUCAUGACCCCGGAAGACUUUGUCCAGAAGUAUCUGGGACUGCACACACGGAUUCACCACAACCCCAAAACGGUCCAGCUCAUCGCCGCUGUAGCCGACACCACAAAGGACGGGCUGAUCUCAUUCCAGGAGUUUCUUGCUUUUGAAUCGGUGCUGUGUGCGCCUGACGCCCUCUUCAUAGUUGCCUUCCAGCUGUUUGAUAAGACUGGAACCGGCACUGUUUCAUUUGAGAAUGCGCGAGACAUCUUUAGCCAGACCACAGUGCACCACCACAUUCCCUUCAACUGGGACUGCGAGUUCAUCCGUCUCCACUUUGGCAACAACCGCCAGAAACAGCUCAGCUACUUGGAGUUCACCCAGUUCCUGCAGGAACUGCAGCUGGAGCACGCACGCCAGGCGUUUGCCCAGAAGGACAAAGGGAAGAAUGGCGCCAUCUCCGCGCUGGACUUCAGUGACAUUAUGUCCACAAUCCGGCACCACAUGCUCACACCCUUCGUGGAGGAGAAUCUCGUCUCGGCUGCAGGGGGCAGCACUGCUCACAUGGUCAGCUUCUCCUACUUCAAUGCCUUCAAUUCCCUCCUGAACAACAUGGAGAUGAUCCGUAAGAUCUACAGCACAAUGGCCGGCACACGGAAGGACACGCAAGUGACUAAAGAGGAAUUUGUUCAUGCUGCCAACAAGUUUGGCCAAAUUACUCCUAUGGAAAUUGAUAUUCUGUACCAGUUAUCAGGCCUGCACUCUGCUUCUGGACGUCUGAACCUGGCCGACAUUGAAAGAAUAGCUCCACUAGAGGAGGGCAGUCUCCCCUAUAACCUGGUUGAAUCCCAGAAACAGUCCCACGGGGAAUCUUCCAGGCCUGUGUGGCUCCAGGUUGCAGAGUCGGCCUACAGGUUCACUCUGGGCUCCAUUGCUGGCGCCACCGGAGCCACAGCAGUGUAUCCAAUCGACUUGGUGAAGACCCGAAUGCAGAACCAGAGGUCCACCGGAUCAUUUGUCGGAGAGCUGAUGUACAAGAACAGCUUCGACUGCGCAAAGAAGGUUCUCCGCUACGAAGGUUUCUUUGGCUUCUACAGAGGUCUGGUUCCUCAGCUCAUUGGUGUGGCGCCUGAGAAGGCUAUCAAACUCACUGUGAAUGACUUUGUAAGAGACAAAUUCACAGACAAAGACAACGCAAUUCCUUUAUUUGCUGAGAUUCUGGCUGGUGGUUGUGCCGGAGGCUCACAGGUAAUCUUCACCAACCCUCUGGAGAUUGUGAAGAUUCGCUUGCAGGUCGCAGGUGAGAUCACCACUGGGCCUCGAGUCAGCGCUUUGAGCGUGGUCCGUGACCUUGGCUUCUUCGGCCUGUAUAAGGGUGCUAAAGCUUGCUUCCUAAGGGACAUUCCCUUCUCAGCCAUCUACUUCCCUGCAUACGCUCACCUUAAGACUCAAUUUGCUGAUGAACAAGGCAGACUAGGACCUCUGCAGCUUCUUAGUGCUGGAGCAAUUGCAGGUAUCCCUGCGGCCUCCCUCGUUACACCUGCUGAUGUCAUUAAGACGCGUCUGCAGGUCGCAGCACGAGCAGGACAGACCACCUACUCAGGGGUUGUUGAUUGCUUCAGAAAGAUUAUGAGGGAGGAAGGGUUCAGCGCUUUGUGGAAGGGAGCAGGAGCUCGAAUGUGUCGGUCCUCCCCUCAGUUUGGUGUGACUCUGGUGACUUACGAACUUUUGCAGCGGUGGUUCUACGUUGAUUUUGGUGGACAUCGCCCAACUGGAAGUGAACCGUCACCCAAGUCUCCCAAUUUAGAGCUUCCUCCCAUCAACGCGGAACACGUCGGAGGCUACCGCCUGGCCGCAGCCACUUUUGCCGGAGUGGAGAACAAGUUCGGCCUCCACCUCCCCAAAUUCAAGUCGUCUGGCGUCACCUCCAUUCAUCACCCAGAGGCAGCUGUCUCUGGUCCAGCGAAGGCACCAUAAGUGCCAGCAGCUUCAUAUCGCCUCUCCACUACCAGGAGCCAGACACGUAGAUAAACACAAACAAAAGCACACACACACGACUCCACACGUUAGGGACCAUUACCAUGGGAUCAAACACCACCAGCCUGUUGCCCUCUCCAGGGUGACGGUGUGCUCCAGUGGUCAGCGGUCAGCUUGCGGGCGUGGAUACGGGCGUGGCUGGAGGCCACCAGGCAGUCGGCCAGCGUCAGGAGAGGAGCGCUGACUGUGUUGCAUCUACAGUGGCUGUGUGCUCCUGGGAACUCCAUCUUUUUGUGUUCUUCUUUUAAAACGUUUGUGUAAAGCUGAACCUUGGGCACUCCUUUCUGUCUCUCAUGAGUAGAUGAUUUUUUUUCUUCUUUUUUUUUUCUGGUACUCGGUAUGAGUAGGACUUCUCUUUUUGGGCGGUGAGCAUAGGAUAUAUCCGAUUUGAUGUGUGCAGUGUGUGAGGUUUUUCGCACCGCCGCUCCUCACACAGGAGGCUACAUACUGUAUAUAUUGUAUAACUGUACUGAGGAAAAGUUACAAGAUCAGCUUGUAUCAUUACACAGCAGCUGUAAUGCCAUGGCAACGGUGGGGCCUUUGGUCCUGGUCUCUGAGAAUCACUCUUACUGAUGUACAGAGCUUUUCCUUUUGUUUUCUUGCUAAAACAAGAAUCACGAGCGGAGAAUUAGGUAUUAAUAAAUUAAAUGUAUCUCAAUUCAUUCAUUGUAUUUUAAAUAAAUAAAUAAUCCAUAUGUUUUAUCUUUA